Molecule: messenger RNA, 878 nt
Organism: Myxozyma melibiosi
Lineage: Eukaryota; Fungi; Ascomycota; Lipomycetes; Lipomycetales; Lipomycetaceae
Product: mitochondrial PGP phosphatase-domain-containing protein
Exons: 1
Coding region: 24-803 (259 amino acids)
Biological process (GO): cardiolipin biosynthetic process
Cellular component (GO): mitochondrion
Molecular function (GO): phosphatidylglycerophosphatase activity
Source: RefSeq, a predicted model, not a curated record
GUCUACUCCACCGCUCACCAGCAAUGCAACGGCUCGCGGACCGGCUGAAAACAGCCAUGAAACCGCUCUCGAGCUGGUUCUGGCAGCAGCACUUCAACGCGCGCUACGGCUACCUGCGCUUCUUCGACCGCCGCGACGCCGUCUUCCAGGUUCUCUCCCUCACCUACUUCCCUGCCCGCGCGCUGCCCCACGCCCGCAUCUCCCGCUUCUGCGACCUGCCCGAGGACAUCCACUCGCUGUUCCCCGCGCACGCAGACAUCCGCGCGGUCGUGCUCGACAAGGACAACUGUUUUGCUGAGACCGACAAGAUCGGCGCGCAUCCAGACAACCUCGCCGCGCUCGCAAACCUGCGCCGCCAGUUCCCGGGCUCAAAAGUGAUCAUCGUGUCCAACACCGCGGGCGCGUACCUGCACGAGGUCCGCCACGCGUUCGGCAACGAGCUCAGACUCAAGCGCGAGACCGAGCGCGCGACAGGCAUCGAGGUGUACGACCACCUGCACUUCAAACCGCACGAGUCCGUCGGCAAGGGCGUGCUCAUGAAGCUCAUCGAGGAUAAAUCGACCGACGUGCAUGCCGCGCAUCAUGUCGCUGUCAUCGGCGACCGCAUCUUCACUGACGUCUUCAUGGCAAACAACAUCGGCGCCUGGGCGCUCUGGAUCGAGGACGGGGUUAAGAAGAGCAAUUCGCCGCUCGUCCGUAUCGAAAAGAAGCUCGUCGACCUCAUCGAAUCAAGAGGAAUCAAGCCGAUUUUACCCAAAAAACCUCCCCGGACAGACCCGCUACCUCCCUCGGACGCUUGGUAAUGUAAAUAAGCAACAUGUAUAUAUUAUUUCUCUGAAGCAAUACAGCAUCACUUAAAACAGCAAGAACAAGACAAU